AUGGGGGAAAAUACGGGCGGGGAACCGCCCGAUUUAAAUCAAUGUAUGAAUAAUAGUGAAAAGGGAAAGAAAGAUGAUUUUAAUAAUAUUAUUGAUCUAGAAAAUCGCUAUAGACCAGGCGAUAAAGGUCCUUAUUUCGUGUUUGUGGAACAUAAAGAAAAAAAUAUUGAUCCAGAGUCUCCUUGGUCUGCUGGUGCACAUUUCACGCGAGAGGAGCUAUCAAUACUAGAAGAUAUUAAUCUAAGUGAUCCUGAAUCAUUACUAGAAAUUUUACCAUAUCACUCUGAUACUUUUCCGGACGAUAACGUUCCUGAUUACUUACAGAUACUGGAAAAUCAUGACGUCCCUCACAAUGAAGCUAAUGAUCGUUUAAUAAAUUCCUCACUAUUGUCGGUAAUAAAGCAGACUUCAGUUAGUGCACAUACCCCACAAUACUCACAAUCACCAAAUAAAGACAUUGAAGGCACUACAACUGUUAAUGAACUGCUUAAUGAGGAACAAACUAGAUGCUCCAAAACACCUGAAAAUUGUGACACUACGCCAAUGCCAUCACCCUAUGAUUCAUUUUCAUCUUCACCUGUUAAUGUCGAUUUAUUGUAUAAUAAUAGUCCUGUGGCAUCUACUUCGGUAUCUAACCUUGAUAACAGAGACUCAGCAGUUAGCACUCCUACCUUAACACGUCGUAAGCGAUCAUCAAUGGUCAAAAGAGAUAAAGGCAGGUUAAGAGAGCGUUUUGAAAAACAAUGGAAGGAUGAACAACGAAAAUAUAAGGUUAACAGAGGUCUUGAAUAUGUUAGUCGCAAUGGGAAAGUACAUAGUAAAAAAACGCUGAAAUCACCUUGUGCUCAAACUUGUCGCAAAAAAUGCAGCCAAAAGAUUUUAGAAGAAGCUCGAGAAAAAAUUUUUACAAUGUUCUGGAAUAUUGGUAACCAUUCAAGACAGUGGGAUUUUUUAACCAAAUAUGCUAAAAGGGUACCAAAGAAGAGAUUGACUGUGGACCGAGAGAAUUCAAAAAGAAUUUAUACUAUCUACUAUUACCUACCAAGCGGUGAAGACGAAAGCACUGCAAUUGUUAAAAUACCAGUCUGCAAAACAAUGUUUUUGAGAACUCUUUCGAUAAGUUUUAAUUUUGUUUACACCGCAUUAGAAAAAAUAGAAAAAGGAGAAGGAUUUGUUGAAAUUGAUCAACGUGGAAGGCACAGCAGUCAUCCAAAAAUAAUUACAGAUGAUAUAAAACGCAGUUUAAUACCUAUGAGUCGUGGGCGAUUACUUGUUGCUAUGGCAACAAAUGCUGAGGACUGCGAGCAGGAAAUCUCUUCACCGUCAUUAUUGUCACUGGAGAGUAGAAAUAAUGAACCUGAUGUCCAAAUAGAAAACAGUGACGUUGCGAAAGUACGAUCACCUUCUAUACCUUCACCAUUUACGAGUGAUCAAGUACUUCAAGAAAUUGACGUAAACAGUUUCUUUAGUAAGGUUAGUAAUGUUAAACCUAUUAUAGAAUCCAACCACGGGCAAUAUUACAUUUCACCGAUCCACUCAGACCAGGGCGACUUUGAUUCCGAUGAUUCCGACCGAGAUCCGCAUUUCGUUCCUGGUGUGCAAAGUAAAACCUAUAGUUUGCUUCAAGGCCUAACAAUAACAUCAUUAAGUAGCUCUUCUUCAAGAAGCUCUUCAUCGAGUAGCUCUUCUACCAGUAGCUGUUCAUCAAGUAGCUCGGAUGAUAGAGUUGUUCAUAAUUUAAGUCCUUUUGCUGGAACUAGUGGGUUAACUAAUGAAUUAAAAUUUUCCUUGGAAGACCAAAACAAUAAUACUAAGGGCAAAAAGAGGAUACGUAAUAUUAAAACCUGGAAACACAGUGUAGCCAAACGACUUCGCAAUACUGGCAAAGCGUAUGAAUCAGUGAACAAAAAACAAGUGCCUGCAAGGAAAAUGGGUCCGACUUGUGGCAAAAAAUGCAGGUUAAACUGUCGUUCACGAAUAAACGAGACAUCAAGACAAGAUAUUUUUAAUAAGUAUUGGAAUUUGGGAGAUUUACAAAAACAAAGAGAAUUCAUUAUUAGACAUACUAUAGAAAUUAAACCAAAAUACAGAUAUUCUUCAACAAAAAAUGUUCGCAAACUAAAUACUGGAUUUAAUUUUACAUUAAACAACGAUCUCAUUAGAGUUUGCAAAACAAUGUUUAAAAAUACUCUUGCUAUAAACGAUCGACCCAUUGCUACAGCACUAUCCAAAAAAACAGAGUGUGGUUUAAUACAAGAUGAAUUACAUGCCACGUUAGUAAUUGACUAA
Messenger RNA from Diabrotica balteata, 2289 nucleotides. NCBI's taxonomy places the organism in Eukaryota, Metazoa, Arthropoda, Insecta, Coleoptera, Chrysomelidae. The record is from the annotation of a GenBank genome assembly.